Messenger RNA from Maudiozyma barnettii, 1509 nucleotides. It is a transcript of the gene PEX28, whose product is annotated as Pex28p. The coding region runs from base 1 to 1509 and encodes 502 amino acids. The transcript has a single exon. The record is from RefSeq and is a predicted model, not a curated record. Gene Ontology annotation, biological process: peroxisome organization. Lineage: Eukaryota; Fungi; Ascomycota; Saccharomycetes; Saccharomycetales; Saccharomycetaceae. Gene Ontology annotation, cellular component: peroxisomal membrane.
AUGAAGGAAUACUUUAGGUUGAAAUACAUCGAAUUAUUAGAUUCUAUGCUUAAUGCUGAAGAGUUAUUAGCUGCUUUUAAGGAUAUCGAUUCUGCGAACGAUGAAACUUCAAUGGUUGAUGACGAUAUCGAAGAGAAUAGUAACAGUAACAAGUCUGUAUGGAAUAAAGAGUUGCUGACAAAGAUGGCGAGCUCGUUAGUUAAUGUCUCUUUGACUAAAUUGAAAAAUCAACAACAACAACAACCAGGAGAAGACGAUGAUGAUGAUGCAGACGCUGAUUUUUUGGCCAUGGAAGAAUUACAACAUUAUAUAGAUAAGACAGCUAUAAAUUUGAAAUCCGCUGGUGAGAAACCAUUCGUUGCUUUGUUCCUUGAUAAAUUAAUUAGUAGAUUGGUGCCGGAGCCUUUGCCUGCAAGAGAACAUAUUUUACCUGAUGUAGUGGACCAACAGAUAUCUGUAGCGUUAUUAGCGUCAAAUGUACAUAAAUUGUCGGAGAAAAUGGAAAAUGUUUUUGAGUUCCAAGACACUAUAGUACGAGUAUUGACUUGGAGACAACCCUCUCAAAUGAUCCUCAUAUUAUUAUUGUUCACAAAAAUAUGUUAUAAUCCAAUGUACCUAAUAUUGUUACCAUUACUAUAUUUAUCCCUAGGGGUAAUCGUUAAACAAUACAACACGAAAUAUUCAGAAGGUACUCACUCUAGACAAUCCCACAGAGGUAAAAUAGGUAAAUCAUUAUUUAACGACUUGUUUAAAAACGAUCCAUCGUAUAAUACCAACGGUAAUGACUCAAAUACAACUCCACAGGAGAUCACACAUGGAAUGCAAGUAGUCCUCAAUCUAAGAGAUUUCCAAAACUUGACUACAAGUCAAUUACAUAUGAUGGAUACAUUUUCACAUUUCUUGAAUGAGACUGCAGCGUUCAAGGAUGAAAGGACUACAACAUUAUUGGUAGUAGGGUUAUUGUUUUCUUGUAUUGCAUUCAAGGCUCUAUCACCUUUCAUAAAUUGGAGUCUACUAUGUAGCGGUACAAUGUGGAUAGGAGCCAUAAUGACACAUCCGAAAUUAUUACCGCGUUUGAAACAGUUAUGUUCGUCACAUUCACAGGUUAAACAAAAACAGAAACAGGAAGAGUCGUCGACGUCAGUGAUGAAAUAUGACGUGAUAUUAGAUCAACAACCCUCAGCCCGUUAUGUGGAGAUCUUCGAAAUAUAUCGACAAGGAUUAAUUCCCACCACAUGGAAAUUCUUCAUUUAUUCAACAUCUUUAUUCAAUCUCACAGACGAAUACAGAAGAGCUCAAACUCCUCCUCCCGGUGUGAAGGAUUUGUCUCAGGUGCAGGCACCUGACCAAUGGUUAUUUGAUCCAAAUAGUAAAUGGGAAAUCGAUAAUAAUAUUGGAGAUUGGGCCUCAGAUAGAAAUUUAGACUUGUCUCUAGAUAAGGAAUUUUUAGUAGAUUCUGCAUUCAAGAGAAGAAGGUUAACUAGACGUGUUCUCAAAAAGUUAUCUUGA